This is a messenger RNA of Sycon ciliatum, 3955 nucleotides long. RefSeq names its product sarcosine dehydrogenase, mitochondrial-like. Gene Ontology annotation, cellular component: cytoplasm; mitochondrial matrix; mitochondrion. The transcript is spliced from 12 exons. Lineage: Eukaryota; Metazoa; Porifera; Calcarea; Leucosolenida; Sycettidae. Gene Ontology annotation, molecular function: protein binding; sarcosine dehydrogenase activity. The coding region runs from base 319 to 3090 and encodes 923 amino acids. The record is from RefSeq and is a predicted model, not a curated record.
CAGAUCAGAUUCGCCUGUUUGUGUUGCGACUUUAAAAAAAUAAAAGUAAUUCAACAACAGAUCUCAGUAAACGUGAUGUGGACGUGGCCGUGGGGCACUGAAGAACUACCGGGAAAGUUGUCAAGACGCCUGGCUAUCGUGAAGUAGCUGAUCGCCUCCGUGGCGUGCUGUGGUCUGAGUAGAUACUGGAGUGUGUGCUGAUUGGUACUGCAUGCAGCCCUCAGUGAUCGUAGAGUAUCUGGAUUCUGGACUCAACCUUUUUGCGAAGCGUGAUCGGGCAUUUUAGUUCUUGGCGUUGACUGCCGAUGAUUAUUAGCAAUGGCUUUCUUCAUGUCAUCAAUUCGAAUAGCUUCAAAUUAUUUGAGAAGCCACGUGCACGCGUCCAUGCAGUCACAUGGUCAUUGGAAUAAUUCCUAUCGUACACUCUGCACUAGCAGCUGUCGUUCAGUGGACUCCGGAGUACCUUAUGAUACGAGCAGUAAGAUCGACGCAGCGACCAGCAGCCAUCAACUGCCCAGCAGUGCGGACGCUGUGAUUAUUGGCGGAGGUGCUGCAGGAUGCUCUGCUCUCUACCACCUGACCAAGCUGGGAAUGAAAAAUGUUGUUCUCUUGGAACGCUCCAAGCUGACAGCGGGUACGACAUGGCACAGUGCUGGACUGGUAUGGCGACUACGGCCGUCUGAUAUUACCAUCGAGCUGCUAGCCAGGACGCGUGACUUACUCGUCGACACCAGUGCGACCGGCCUACAAGCAGAGAGUCAAGGUUUGGAUGCGGGCUGGAUCCAGAAUGGCGGGCUGUUUGUGGCAAACACCAAGGAGAGACUCGAUGAGUACAAACGGCUCAUGACGCUUGGUAAAUGCUUUGGCAUUGAAUCCUCCGUGCUAUCACCGGCGGAGACUAAAGACCUGUAUCCACUGAUGAACGUCAGUGAUGUGUAUGGCACACUCUACAGUCCCGGCGACGGUAUCGUUGAACCGUCCGGUAUCACGGCAGCGUAUGGCCGUGCUGCUAUCCAUCACGGAGCCAAGAUUGUGGAGAACUGCGCUGUCACUGGCAUCGAGACGAAGGAGAGUGCACUGUCAUCGCGUCAAGUGUCUGCCGUGCACACGGACCAGGGCACGAUCAACACAAGCUGUGUGGUGAACUGCGCGGGUGGCUGGGCACCCAGCGUUGGCGCCAUGGCUGGUGUGACGGUGCCCCUGGUUGCAAUGAAACAUGCCUACGUGGUCACCGAGGCUAUUGAAGGCAUUCGCAACUGCCCCAAUGUCCGGGAUCAUGACCUGUCACUGUACCUCAAACUGCAGGGCGAUGGACUCAGCUUGGGAGGCUAUGAGAACAACCCGAUAUUCGUUGAUGAGCUUCCCGGGGACUUCAAUUUCUCGCUGUAUGACUUGGACUGGGAUGUGUUCUCCACUCAUCUGACCUCAGCCAUCCAUCGUGUGCCACACUUGGAGAACGUCGGCAUGAAAUCUACCGUCAGCGGGCCUGAGUCUUUCACCGCCGAUCACCAGCCGUUGAUGGGUGAAUCACCAGAAGUGCGUGGCUUCUACCUGAGCUGUGGCUACAACUCCAGUGGUAUCAUGCUGAGUGGUGGAUGUGGUCAGCAGAUUGCAGAGUGGAUUGUACACGGCAAGCCAAGCCUGGACAUGUUUGCAUUUGAUAUCAGGCGGUUUGGUACGUCCUACACGGAUAACGUGCAGUGGUGUCGCCAGCGCAGCCAUGAGUCGUACGCCAAGAACUACAGUAUUGUCUUUCCUCAUGAUGAACCAAUGGCUGGGAGAAACCUGCGCAAGGACCCACUGCAUGAGGAAUUGAUGAAAGCCGGCUGUGUGUAUCAGGAGCGGCAUGGCUGGGAGAGACCCGGCUGGUUCAUGCAAGACUCUGAAAAGCUGGCUGAGGUUCUACCAUACGACUACUACGGUGAGUAUGGUAAUGAGAAGCACACCGACUACACCUACAAGCAAGCUGUGCAACAAGACUACAAGUUCAGCUAUCCAGACUGCUUUGAAACGAUUAUGUCAGAGUGCAAGGCAUGCCGUGAAGACGGUGCUCUCUUCAAUAUGUCCUACUUUGGAAAGUUUCUCUUGCGCGGACGAGAUGCCAGGAAAGCAGCUGACUGGUUAUUCACUAAUGACAUUGGGGCGAAAGAUCGUCUUGUGUAUACAUGCAUGCUGAACAAGGACGGUGGUACAGAGUCCGACCUCACUGUGGCCAGUGUUCCCCCAUCCGUACUGCCUAUCCUUGGUGCUGGUAGUGGUGGCAGUGAUGGUAGUGAGACAUUCUACGUUGCAUGUGGUGGUGCUGUUGCUACUUAUGUUCAGCAGCAUGUGCUGCGUGUACUGCGUGAGAAGCAGUUUGAUGCACAGCUGGUUGAUGUCAGUGACAAACUCGGCCUGCUCAGUCUGCAAGGUCCUGUGAGUCGAAAGGUACUGCAGCAGUGCACUGACACAGACCUCAGCACAGCCGACACCACAGCGUACGGACGGCACUUUGCCAUGACGCUGAACGGUGGCGGUGAGCAAGUCUGGGCAAUGCGCAUGUCGUUCGUCGGCGAGUACGGCUACGAGCUGCAUGUUCCCAGCGAGUCCCUCCUGGCCGUGUAUCGGCAGAUGAUGUCAGCGGGGAGGGAGUAUGGUGUUUGCAACGCUGGUUACCGUGCUAUUGACCUGUUGAGUGCAGAGCAGGGCUAUCACCACUGGCACAGUGAUCUGAGAACAACGGAUACGCCAGUCGAGGCCGGUCUGGGCUUUGUGUGCUCGCGCAGCAAGGACUAUCUGGGAAAGGAUGCCGUGGAGCAGCAGAGGGCCAGCGGACACACUCGCCAGCGUAUCUGCCUCGUCAUGGAUAGCAGUGAAGAGCCGCUACAUGGCAAUGAGGCAGUCUGGUGCAAUGGCACCGUUGUCAGCUAUGUACGCCGGGCCGGUGUAGCACAAGCAAGUCGACAAUGGCUUGCGUUCGCCUACAUCGAUAAACCAGCGGAAGAGAAGCUGACCAACGCUGUCCUGGCGAACCGUAACUACGAGAUUGAGCAGAUGGGCAUCAAGACACCAGCCCGGGCGUAUCUCAGGUCGCCGUUUUCAAAGAAGUGAGCACCCUCAGGAAGUAUGCAGUGAUAAUCCUAUGUCAAGAGACUGCUACAGUGUAGUGGCGUGUACGUCCUGACAUUGUUAUCCCAUGCAAUGGGUGUGUAACAGAUUAGCACUCCACUUACAGUGAUAACGGUGUGGGCUUUUAGGAAAACCUGUUAUGCUUGUUGUUCAGGAAAACCUGUUCUGUUUGUUGUUGCCCAUGUCGCUUUAUACUCAUUCCCAUUUUCUUCAAUUUGAAAGCAGCGCAAACAAACACGCUAUAUGUAUGCUAUAUGUAUGCUAUGCAGAUUCAUUUACGUUUACACUAGCCCUAUAAUGUUGUUAAUCUUAUUGGAUGCAAACAAAUUAUUUUCAUGCCACACACGUUCAGCCUAAUGUCAAGCGCGUGGAUAUUCUGCAGUUCAUUUCACUGACAGCCCUACCUCGGUUACCUAUCUACCUCUGUUAUUGCAAAUCCUCCUUUGGCCAGUAUAGUUAUGCUCAGAAAAUCUAUCUUUCUACCCCCGCGGCUAUUUGUUGUACAUGUUAUCACCCAUCCCGCUAUAGCAGGGGCGUGCUCGGCCCCCCCCCCCCCCAACUAGGGGGGUGCACGGGAGCCCCCCCGGCAAUUUUCUGCAAUUUGUUUGCAACCUUUCUUGAAUUUUAGAGCAUAUUUGCAUACAUUACAAUUGCAAUUACCCAGAUUGAAAAUUUUGUGGGGGGUGCACGUGCCCCCCGUGCCCAUCGCCGAGCACGCGCCUGUAUAGUAUAGGUAAUAGAACAUGUUUAUGAACAUCAACAAAUACCCAGUUAGUCUCUCCUACACCCAAAUUCGUUCCUAUUACUGUACUGAAAAUUGUGUGAAAUUAGGUUGAGUUGAACUUCA